Molecule: messenger RNA, 1825 nt
Organism: Chrysoperla carnea
Lineage: Eukaryota; Metazoa; Arthropoda; Insecta; Neuroptera; Chrysopidae
Gene: scalloped
Product: protein scalloped
Exons: 12
Coding region: 192-1649 (485 amino acids)
Biological process (GO): hippo signaling; regulation of transcription by RNA polymerase II; embryonic organ development
Cellular component (GO): transcription regulator complex
Molecular function (GO): DNA-binding transcription factor activity, RNA polymerase II-specific; RNA polymerase II cis-regulatory region sequence-specific DNA binding
Source: RefSeq, a predicted model, not a curated record
GUUGUCUAGAUUCUUUGUGCCAUUCUUGGCAUACCAAAAACAGACAAACUCUUCAUAUUUACGGACCGAAAUCCGUCCUAAUUUCGCGUAAACAAGCCGUGAAGGCGUUCAACUUCAUCUUUGGUAAGUCCGAACACUAAAGUUGCGAAUAUCUACUAACACAUCUUGUGCGUCUUUGGAGUCUGUAAUAAAUGUAUGGGUCACUGGGUAGUGUGGUGGCAACCGGCACCAUUACUUCGCCGUGGACUCCCGUAAGCGCCGGACCGACGGCUGCUGAUACUAACGGUUCCGGUUCAGAUACCAAAAAUCUCGAUGUUGGUGAUAUCAGCGAUGAUGAAAAGGAUUUGGCAGCAGCUGAUGCAGAAGGUGUCUGGAGUCCAGACAUUGAACAAAGCUUUCAAGAAGCAUUGGCUAUAUAUCCUCCAUGUGGACGACGAAAAAUUAUAUUGUCAGAUGAAGGAAAGAUGUAUGGACGAAAUGAGUUGAUAGCUCGAUAUAUUAAACUACGUACAGGCAAAACACGUACUCGAAAACAAGUCAGUUCACAUAUUCAAGUACUGGCAAGAAGAAAAUUACGCGAAAUACAAGCAAAACUGAAGGUAGUUGGACCACAACACCACCAGGAUCAUGCAGCAAAGGAGAAAGCCUUGCAGACAAUGUCAAGCAUGUCAAGUGCACAGAUCGUGUCCGCGGCAGCAGCAAUGCAUCCUGCUGCCGGUGGUAAAACCCAUCAUCAUGUCCACCAUAUGGCCCAUCAUCUUUCAGCUCAUCUUGCAACAUCCCCAAUUAGUAAUAAUCACCAUCAUCCUUAUCCCCCCACAGCUGUUGUUGCCCAAGCACCCCCGCAGUUCUGGCAACCUGGAUUACAACCCGGAACAUCACAAGAUGUUAAACCUUUCCCGCAAGGUGCUUACCCUGGAGGUAAACCGGCUACCGCAGUGUCGGCAGGUGAAGCCGGUGGUUUACAAGCACCUCCACCUCCACCAUGGGAAGGACGAUCCAUAGCAACACAUAAACUUCGCCUUGUUGAAUUUUCUGCCUUUAUGGAACAACAGCGUGAUCCAGAUACGUACCACAAACAUUUAUUCGUUCACAUAGGCGGAACACCUACAUAUACGGACGCAGUAUUAGAGGCUGUUGAUGUUCGGCAAAUAUAUGACAAAUUCCCGGAGAAGAAAGGUGGCCUAAAAGAACUAUACGAUAAAGGUCCUCAACAGGCGUUCUUUCUUGUUAAAUUUUGGGCAGAUCUUAAUACAAAUAUACAAGACGAAGCGGGUGCUUUUUACGGUGUUACAAGCCAAUACGAAAGUAAUGAAAAUAUGACAAUAACAUGUUCUACGAAAGUCUGUUCAUUUGGUAAACAAGUCGUAGAAAAAGUAGAAACAGAGUAUGCAAGAUUUGAAAAUGGACGAUUCGUGUAUCGUAUACAUCGUAGUCCGAUGUGUGAAUAUAUGAUUAAUUUCAUUCAUAAAUUGAAACAUUUACCUGAAAAGUACAUGAUGAACAGUGUACUCGAAAAUUUCACAAUACUUCAGGUUGUAAGUAACAGAGAUACACAAGAAACAUUGCUAUGUACAGCAUACGUUUUUGAAGUAUCAACGUCUGAACACGGUGCCCAACAUCACAUUUAUCGGCUUGUGAAGGAUUAGCAUCGUCAUCGUCUCCCCGUUAUAGAGUAGCAGACAAUCGACAUGUCGCUAACUCUUUAACUCUUUAACCCCGCCGCCCCUCUCACGUCAGUGCCUACACUAACACAAUAUUAGUAUUAUGAUUAGUUUUUACUACGAAAAUAAAAUAAAAAAAAUACAUAUUGAUAUAAAUGAUA